ACUCCCGCGCCGCUGGCGCGCCAAAGAAGAUGUCUUCCUCCGCGCAAUUCGCACGAUUCCGUAGCGCCCUCAACCACUCUUUUAAUAUUAAAGCCGACCUGACCAGCUUCUUCUGCUCUUUAGUCUUUUCCCCCUUUCAGUAGUUUGCCCGACGGGAGACAUCGAAGAGCGAUCGAGUAAGCUUUUCUGAAUUCUAACAAAGGCGACGCCUUUUACAGGUUUUCUGUGAAUUCUGGUUUAUGGGUCUCUGCCUUAUAAUUUCUAGCUUGUUGGAUCAUCUGUAAUUGGUGCUAGGAUGAGUGGAAUCGCAAUAGAGGAUGACUGGGAGUUUGCUUCACCUUCUACCGAAGACCCUUGGUCGAUCGUUCUAGUUGGACGAACUGGUAAUGGGAAGAGUGCAACAGGUAAUAGCAUUCUGAAGAAGAAAGCCUUCCAGUCCAAGAAUAGUUCAUCUGGGGUAACGCGGUCCUGUGAGUUGCAGACGACUCUGUUGGGAGAUGGUCAGAUCCUCAACGUCAUCGACACUCCUGGGCUUUUUGAUUUCUCUGUGGGAGCUGACUUUGCACACAAGGAGAUUGCCAAAUGCAUCAACAUGGCUAAGACUGGGAUCCAUGCAGUGGUCCUUGUGUUUUCUGCGAGGAAUCGGUUUACAGAGGAGGAAGAAGCUACAAUUCGUAACUUACAGUCCUUGUUCGGAAAGAAGAUCAUCGACUACAUGGUUGUAUUGUUCACUGGUGGAGAUGAACUCGAAGAUAAUGAUGAGACUCUAGAGGGUUAUUUGGGCGAUGAUUGUCCUCAACCUCUAAAGGAAAUCAUGCAACUAUGCAACAAUCGAGUUGUGCUUUUUGAUAACAAGACUAAAGAUGAACUGAAGAGGGUUGAACAGGUCAAGCAGCUGAUGACACUUGUGGACAGUGUCAUAUCACAGAAUGAUGGAAAACCGUACACAGAUGAUAUCUUCAUCGAGAUGCAGAAGGCGAAGAUACUGCGUGAUAAAAAACAUGAGGUCAAUGCCCAGAACUUGAAGGGUGCCUCUGAUCAGGAACUGGUUAAUCUGACAGCAGAAAUGAACAAGGCAUAUGUUUAGAGUAACUAAACAAUCAAACAUUCCAUCCAUCUCUGUGUCUUAGUUAUCCAUUGCAUGUGUCGACUCGAAAACUUGGAAAUGGACAGAGUGGCUGUCUCUUUUCUCAGUCCAAAUGCCACAAAGUUGAGGAAAAGCUAAGGGAGACGACGAGCAGGCUGGAGCAGCAGCUGGCAGAGGAGCAAGCUGCACGACUGAGGGCAGAGGAGGUCGCCCAGAUGGCUCAGUUGCAAUCCAACGAUGAAAUCCGUAAGCUCCGGGAGAAUCUAGAGAGAGCUCAGAAGGAAACCGAGGAGCUCCGCAAGAAGGCUGAGAAGGUGUGCACAAUCCUCUGAUGCAGCUAAGAGCAGCACACAUUUUGCUCUGUGGGGCUAAAUGUGCUGGUAGAUCUUCUGUUAUGUGGCCAUAUUGUCGGACUCCAGGGAAAAUUCGGACUCGGUUGAGGGAUAAUGACGUGACGAUGUCGAGAUUUUAGUUCUGGUGUAAAUAUGACUCUUCCAAAUUUCUCGGUUUUACUGGAUUUGGAGUAUUGAACUAUGCAUGCAUGUCAUAUAUGCGGUUUGAUGUGGUGGUGAUUUGUACGUUUUAAGCUUAUAACCACAGUCCACAUGUCUAGUUUGUAGUUAGGGGUAGGAGUCUUGGUCCAUACUGGACCACAUCGGACCAACCGACGUUUGGAUCGAAUUAUAUCGAACUGAAUAUGAAUGGAUGUAGUCUUUAGUAUGAUGAAUUUGAUACAUAUUGAAGAAAAU
Linum tenue is the source of this 1836-nucleotide messenger RNA. Lineage: Eukaryota; Viridiplantae; Streptophyta; Magnoliopsida; Malpighiales; Linaceae. The record is from the annotation of a GenBank genome assembly.